Messenger RNA from Pararge aegeria (speckled wood butterfly), 645 nucleotides. RefSeq names its product splicing factor 3B subunit 6 (gene Sf3b6). The record is from RefSeq and is a predicted model, not a curated record. NCBI's taxonomy places the organism in Eukaryota, Metazoa, Arthropoda, Insecta, Lepidoptera, Nymphalidae. The coding region runs from base 245 to 625 and encodes 126 amino acids. The transcript is spliced from 3 exons. Gene Ontology annotation, molecular function: mRNA binding. Gene Ontology annotation, cellular component: ribonucleoprotein complex; nucleus; cytoplasm.
UGCCUUUUUCCUACGGGAAAGAAUAAAAAUAAAACAUAACUUGUGAAGUUGUGUAUUGCAAUUUGCAAUUAUUAUUAUCAAAUCUGUGGUUUGGAGUGUAGCGAGUUAGGCUUGUGUGUUGCGGAAAGUAAUUAAUUGCUGUUUAAUUAAUUUUCUGUUAAAUUCUGAUGAUUAAAGUUGAAAUAAGUGAUAGUUAGUUCAGUUUUGUAGUAUAUAACACAUCUGCUUGGGUACACUCACUAACAUGGCAUUAGCUCUCCAAAGACGGGCAAACGUCAGACUCCCACCAGAAGUGAAUAGAAUUCUAUACAUUAGAAAUUUACCUUAUAAAAUAUCAGCUGAAGAAAUGUAUGAUAUAUUUGGUAAAUAUGGAGCAAUCAGGCAAAUUCGGGUAGGCAAUACACCAGAGUCUAGAGGUACUGCAUUUGUGGUGUAUGAAGACAUAUUUGAUGCCAAAAAUGCAUGUGACCACUUAUCCGGAUUCAAUGUCUGCAACAGAUAUUUAGUAGUUUUAUAUUAUAGAUCUAACAAAGCAUUUAAGGGAAUGGAUAUAGAAAAGAAACAAGAAGAAUUAGAUACUUUAAAGAAGAAAUAUGGUAUAUCAACUGAAGAACUUCGUAAAUAAAUAUAUAAAUUUCUGCACAA